UCUAAUAGAUUCAUUUGUUGUUGUUCGUUUUAAUAAUUGUUAAUCUUUGUAGUUCCUCAGUCUUUGAUCGAUUCAGUUUUUUUGUUGAUUGUUUCAAUUGUUUAUGUGUUUUUUACCAUGUCUCUUGUGUUUGAUUUUAGUCUGUGAAGAUGUCAAUAAAUUGACUCAAAUUGAGUUUGUAGUGCUGUUUGUUCCAAUAAGCCAAGAGAAUACACAAUUAUGCAUUACGUUAUUGUAAAUUGAAUGAAGGCUUUUCAAGAAACUACGUGCUUCACUAUGGAAUCAAGAAUCAAUGAUAGUAACAUAUAUUCCAGAAAUUUCUAUUGAACUGUAUGAAAAAAACUGAAUAUUUGAGAAUGUAGGCGGAGAAAUAGAGAAAAUUAUUGAGAAUCGACUAAUCAAAUAGCCAUUAGUAGGGCACCGCCCUUAUUUUGAAAAUUUUACCUGUGAAUAAGAUAUAAAAAGAAAGACUUCGACUCUUGCUGACAUAUCUGAAACAGAGUGCCGUAGAGAAAAGUUUAGAAAUGACGCAGUUGAGGAAUAACCCGAGUGAAAUAUCUAAAAGAAUUCAAAGAAAGGGUCGACACGUUUGCUAUAAGUGCAGUUUAAAAUUUGAACACUACGAAAUCUUCAAAAACCACAAGGACAUCCAUCUAAAUAUUGAAGAAAAACGAAGAAAACAUCGAAACAACAUAUCAGAAAAAAAAGUGCUGAAGGAUCAAAUCAAAGAGGAACUGAAAGAACCUGGAGACAUUAAAACGGAAGAAAUUGCGCCGGAGGAUGUUAAAGAAGAAGACAAUCAAUAUGGAGGCGAUAGUCAUCGACUUGUAAGGAUGAUUUAUGCAUCAAUAUGCGCUUUUGCCAUGCCAAUUCCACAACGAAAACGUUGACUUCAUUUUUUAGUUUGAAGGAUGUGUGAUUUGUUGUUUUGUAGUUCAAUCUGUAUUGUCUAUUUAAUAAACUAUUUUUUACUGUUA
Molecule: messenger RNA, 977 nt
Organism: Coccinella septempunctata (seven-spotted ladybird)
Lineage: Eukaryota; Metazoa; Arthropoda; Insecta; Coleoptera; Coccinellidae
Exons: 2
Coding region: 525-890 (121 amino acids)
Source: RefSeq, a predicted model, not a curated record